UGCUCCGUCGGCGUCGUUCCAUCAUCAUCUAUGAGUCAACAGGCCGCAGGGAAAAAUUGACGGAAUGUGUCAUUGAUGAAGCGGAAAUGCCAGGAAAAACAGAAAUCCUCCCAACGAUUGACGAGUGCUCGGCCAAGGCGAAGGACCAUUACAAGCUCGUUGUCCUGGGAGAUGCCAAGGUUGGGAAAACCUCAAUAAUCCAUCGAUUCCUAUACGACAAGAUGCCGGCCAAGUACCGCGCAACAGUUGAAGAGUUCCAUCAAGGCGAAUUCGAUAUGAAUGGUACCUCCUUGACUCUAAACAUUGUCGACACCUCCGGGACAUAUCCCUUCCCUGCAAUGCGCAGGUUAGCCAUCACCACGGGCGAUGCCUUCGUCCUCGUGUAUGGCAUCGACAGUCAGGAAUCUUUCGAACAGGUCCGGUUGCUGAGAGACGAGGUCCUACAGUUCUGUAACAAGCGGGCUCAUAUCAUCGUCGUCGGGAACAAAUGCGAUCUCGAGGAACGUCGUCAAAUCAAGCGAGAAAUCGCAGAAACGCUGGUGGAAAUCGAUUGGGAACACGGAUUCAUCGAAGCAUCAGCCGAGAGGGGCGUCAACGUAAUUCAGACAUUCAAAAAACUCAUGAACAUAUCGAAAAUUCCGAUGGAGCUCACGCCGAAAGCGCUCGAGAAACAGCGACGCAAAUCCUUGCCUGUUCACAACACCCAGCCAACGAUGAAGGACAAAACGCUCCUGAAACGGAAUUCCUGCAACGUCUCGUAGACUUGAAACAGAAUCUUGAACGAGAGCAAGACUAUAUCGCAGUUUCAAUAGUACUAGUGUCCAAUAAAGAUUAUAUUUCUUUCUA
Messenger RNA from Galendromus occidentalis (western predatory mite), 846 nucleotides. Its product is annotated as dexamethasone-induced Ras-related protein 1. The transcript is spliced from 5 exons. The coding region runs from base 87 to 761 and encodes 224 amino acids. The record is from RefSeq and is a predicted model, not a curated record. Lineage: Eukaryota; Metazoa; Arthropoda; Arachnida; Mesostigmata; Phytoseiidae. Gene Ontology annotation, molecular function: GTPase activity; GTP binding.